AUGGCUUCUUCAAACAAUGUGUUAGCUCCUACUUCUACAACCCACAAAAGAGUUCCCAAGUCUCAACUGUCAUUGGAUUCCCGAGAAGAAGAGAUAGAGGUCCUCUUGAAGAUUCCUGAAACACUACUUUUGAAGGUAAAGAGCUGCAACACAAUUGAUGAUGUUAAGCUUAAAAUCCAAGAUCAUUAUGUGGUGUUUCAAGUAUUCAUUGAGAUGUCUUCAUGUGGCAAAACAAUUACACUUCAGCUGAAUAUGUCUGAUACAGUUCUGAACAUCAAGAACGUCAUUGAGGUUGAGGAACGAAUUCGACAAGAUCUUCAUAUACUUUACUAUGGUGCAAAACAACUUAACGAUACCCAGAAACUUGUAGACCUAGACAUCCCAAAAAAUUCACCUUUCAAUUGUAAAAAAGUGGAUCUUGUUGCAAAUGUGAAGGCCUUGAUUUUAGAAAAGAAGGGGACACCACUUCAGCAUCAAACACUGACCCGUGAUGGAGAGCCAUUGAAGGAUGAAGACACACUUUCGGCUUGUGGCAUUGGGAAAAAAUCUACUCUUGACAUGGACUUAUGCCCGAGAAGUGCAAUGCAAGUCUAUAUUUGCAAGAAAAAUCAAGAAUUUGAACCACUUGAAGUGAGAGCUUGGUAUGCAGUCAUUGAUGUGAAGAAUUUGAUUCAAGGCACAGAAGGAAGGUUGCAUGAUCAUCUUGAGCUAGUUUAUAAGGCAGUGCCAUUGAAAGACUCCAGAACUUUAGCUGACUAUGGCAUCAAAGAGAAAUCAACCCUUUUCAUGGAUAAGAAAACACCAGAACUUGAGGUGUCAGGAUCGGACAAUAUUCACCAUGUCAAAUACAUGAUUCAUGACAAGUUUUGCAUCACUCCAGAUUCGCAGAGAUUCAUUUUUGCUGGGAAAAUAGAGCUCCUCUUGAAGAUUCCUGAAACACUACUUUUGAAGGUAAAGAGCUGCAACACAAUUGAUGAUGUUAAGCUUAAAAUCCAAGCUCAUUAUGUGGUGUUUCAAGUAUUCAUUGAGAUGUCUUCAAGUGGCAAAACAAUUACACUUCAGCUGAAUAUGUCUGAUACAGUUCUGAACAUCAAGAACGUCAUUGAGGUUGAGGAACGAAUUCGACAAGAUCUUCAUAUACUUUACUAUGAGGAGCUGCAAAUAUUUGUAAAUGUGGCACGAAAAACAAUCCCUCUUGAAGUAAAAGGUUGGCAUACUGUUCGAGACAUCAAGGCCAUGAUCCAGAGCGUGGAGCAAAUUCUAAUUCAUGCCGGAAAAAGACUUGUGAACUCCCACACUUUGGCCAAAUAUGACCUCAAAAUGGAUCCGAUUGUACAUCUAGUUUGUCCUUUGAUGGAUAUAUUCAUUAGGAUACGUCCCAUUGGUAAGAUGGUUUCACUAAAGGUAAAAAAGUGGGAUCUUGUUGCAAAUGUGAAGGCCUUGAUUUCAGAAAAGAAGGGGAUACCACUUCAGCAACAAACACUGACCCAUGAUGGAGAGCCAUUGAAGGAUGAAGACACACUUUCGGCUUGUGGCAUUUGGAAAAAAUCUACUCUUGACAUGGACUUAUGCCCAAGAAGUGCAAUGCAAGUCUAUAUUUGCAAGAAAAAUCAAGAAUUUGUACCACUUGAAGUGAGAGCUUGGUAUGCAGUCAUUGAUGUGAAGAAUUUGAUUCAAUGCACAGAAGGAAGGUUGCAUGAUCAUCUUAAGCUAGUUUACAAGGCAGUGCCAUUGAAAGACUCCAAAACUUUAUCUGACUAUGGCAUCAAAGAGAAAUCAACCCUUUUCAUGGUAAAUUCCUCAAUUCUGAUCUAUAUCGAGGUAUGCACAAUUCAGGAUAAGAAAACACUAGAACUUGAGGUGUCGGGAUGGGACAAUAUUCACCAUGUCAAAAACAUGAUUCAUGACAAGUUUUGCAUCCCUCCAGAUUCGCAGAGAUUCAUUUUUGCUGGGAAAGUACUUGAGGAUAGUCACUUGAUUCUUCAUUGUUAUGGCAUCGAAGAAGGGUCUACCCUCAAUUUGGUUGAUUGUUCCAAAGGAGAUGUGAAGCAAAUCGUUGUAUCUAUGCGUUGGUGA
Camellia sinensis is the source of this 2076-nucleotide messenger RNA. The record is from RefSeq and is a predicted model, not a curated record. Lineage: Eukaryota; Viridiplantae; Streptophyta; Magnoliopsida; Ericales; Theaceae.